AUGUCCAUCAUCCUUGAAGACAAUCAGCGACCUCAAUUCCUACGUCUCGGUCCCACAUGGUAUCAUGAGAUUCCUUUUCUACCACAUGGAUGGGAAACAACCAAUGAUCGAGGAUCUGGAUCACUCAAGCAUGCAGCAAUGAAAGCACUGCUGCAGGACCAGUCCGCGCUGAAGCCUGAGUUGUUUGAAUACGUCCACUGGUAUUUGGCAAAAUACCUUUGGGAUUCCCUCGAAAAGUGCAACAAGCAGACAAUGCACAUGUGGAAAAUAAUGGCUAGCGUGUAUCCUGGACAAUUCCAUGAGGUUAGUCCAUACUACUGCCUCAAUGCUAGCUAUCCCAAAAAGCCACUGAGAGACUACAUGGGUCUUCUCAAUAGCGACGACUUUCACUGGCGUGCAAUCUUGACGAUUUCAACCGCAUAUUGUACUGCCACAGACCUGACUACUAUACCAAACAUCAAGAAUCUGGUUGCCCUGGAUAUUUACUAUGAGCCAUAUGAGCCAAGAAUUGCCCCGCUGGAUCCCGUGGGUCUUAGCAAUGAUAGUCUCCCUUUGCAAGACGGAUUCGUGCGUGGUUGGAUUGAAUCCAAAGAGUUACAGCACCUCCGCAUUCUCAGAUUUUAUAACCAGCACGAAAUAACCGUUGCAACACUGGAAGCUCUACGUGAACUGCCAGAGCUCCAGCUCGUUGUGGCUUACGAAUGUGAGAAGAUCACAGAGGUGAUUCGAAAAUACAAUAGGCCGGCGGACGACAUCAUUCCCAUGAAUGGAUGGUCAGCCUGCAGACUUGAUUGGUUUUGGGACACCCACGGAAUGCCAAAGACAAUCGAUGAUAAUUUGUUGGCCUUGCGUCAUGUGUACGAGUCUAGCCUCCAGGCACCCGGAAAAAAGCGCUCGGGAAGACCGUCGUCCCUGCCAACGCAUACCCCUAUUUUGGAGUUCAAACUACCAACCGUCGACCACAGCAGAACAAAGGUUGUUAUCCGCUCUCGCUAUAGUAUCAAGUCGAUUGUAUUAUUUACUCGAGAUACGGCGAAGCAAAAACGUGGAAGGGAAAAGAGACGCACUGAAGCAUCCGAAAAAGGGGAUCGUUCCUCAAAGCGAGCAGUUAUGAGAGAUAGAAAACCUAUGGAUAUCUCGGAGACUCUGAAUCAGUUCUUUUGA
Molecule: messenger RNA, 1164 nt
Organism: Penicillium griseofulvum
Lineage: Eukaryota; Fungi; Ascomycota; Eurotiomycetes; Eurotiales; Aspergillaceae
Exons: 2
Coding region: 1-1164 (387 amino acids)
Source: RefSeq, a predicted model, not a curated record